AUGGAUGUGGAGGGGUCAUGUAGAGAGGGCUGGACAAGCAUGGAGAUGUAUAAAAUCCUCGGGGCGGGCCGAGUGGUGAUCUACAAGAACAGCUGCAGCCCACUGAUGGAGAAAGUGCUGGAUUUUUAUGUCGCAGAGGGGAUUGUUGAAAUAAUUCCCUGGCCAAUUGAUUUAUACCUCAAUGUUUCUUCUUACUUUCAUCACUCAAUGGAUCCCAAGGACACUGGCCACUAUGGACAAAUCACAGCCUUAAAUGACUGCAUCUAUCGCAACAUGUACAGGAGCAAAUAUGUGCUGCUGAAUGAUUUAGAUGAAAUUAUUCUGCCCAUUAAAUAUCCAGACUGGAAAAUCAUGAUGCAGAACCUGGGCCAAUAUCCAAUGGUUGCUGUUUUCUUCUUUGAGAGCCAUCUUUCCCCUAAACAUGUAUUCACUCCUGAUGACCCAUUCAACAUUUCCUCUUGGAGAAAGAUACUUGGCACCAACGUACUGCAACAUGUCUUCAGGGAGCAUGACAAGAAUCCAGUUGAGAACCCUCGGAAGAUAAUUGAUCCAAGGAAAGUUGUCCAGCAAUCUGUACAUAAAGCUCUCCAAGCAUACAGAAGCAAUGUUUUUACUCCAAUGAAUGUUGGCUUUUUGUUUCAUUGCCGGGCUACUAAGCAACCACAGCUUCCAAGAGAAUCCCUCAUUAGGGACAUAAGUCUCUGGAGAUAUAAUGUGUCUUUUGUUGGGAAUGUCAGCAAAGAGCUCCAUCAAACAGUACUGUAA
Molecule: messenger RNA, 765 nt
Organism: Gekko japonicus
Lineage: Eukaryota; Metazoa; Chordata; Lepidosauria; Squamata; Gekkonidae
Product: UPF0392 protein F13G3.3-like
Source: RefSeq, a predicted model, not a curated record